This is a messenger RNA of Prorocentrum cordatum, 181 nucleotides long. The record is from the annotation of a GenBank genome assembly. NCBI's taxonomy places the organism in Eukaryota, Dinophyceae, Prorocentrales, Prorocentraceae.
CCAUCGCGACGACUCCGCGGCCGGUGCGCCGCGGGCGCCCGCCGUGCACGUCACCCACGUGCCGAGCGUGCUGGGCUCUCAGCUGGCCCCCACGGACGUGAGGGCGCUGCUGGCUGAGGCCGAGAGGGGAUCGGCGGCCGGAUCGGCCCCGAGCACCAUCUUGCACAUCCUCGUCUUCAAG